This is a messenger RNA of Caenorhabditis auriculariae, 1104 nucleotides long. Lineage: Eukaryota; Metazoa; Nematoda; Chromadorea; Rhabditida; Rhabditidae. The record is from the annotation of a GenBank genome assembly.
AUGACAGCGUCUGCUCCAGCAGCUGAAGGGUGAGUUUCAGAAAGUUAUGAUAACUUAAUUUCUUCGCAGAAUAACAAUCGCACCAACGGCAAUUGUUUGUCGAGAUGCAAUCCUCGAAGGAAAUGUGACGAUUGGAGACAAUUGUAUUAUUCACCCUCUGGCGAUAAUCAGAGCGAAAAGUGGUCCGAUCUUGAUAGGUGCAAAUAACAUUGUAGAAGAGCGGGCGAUAAUCGAAAAUAGGUUUUUCCUUAUUCUUACGUUUUUUUUAUAUAUGAUGUUUCAGAAAUACUGAUGGAAAACCGAUGGUUAUUGGCGAUGGAAACACUUUUGAAGUUCAGUCACGUAAGUUAAUUCGUUUAUAGUUGUUGGAAACUUUUUAUGGCUAAUAAAACGGGUGAGCAUUUGGAAAAAAAAUCCUAGGUCACUUGAUAAUUCCUUUUCUCAGGCUCUUGCAAUUGGUAAAAAAAAACCCUUUAUUACAAUGAAAUCGGAAAGAAGUUGCAGAGUGCCGCGCCCUGUGCAUCGGCAGGAACAACGUGAUGGGCGUGCGGAGCGAGUUGGAGGACGGUUGCGUGGUCCUCGACGACUGCACUUUGGGCGUCGGAUGUCGCGUCGUCGCCGGCCAGACUCUCGACGUCCGCAGCGUCGUCUUCGGUAGUGAUUCUGUCCAUCGAAUCGCUGCCGACGGCGUUCUGGUUGGUUCAGAUGAAAAUUCAGAUUUAGGAAUGCCUUGAUGAGAUUACUCGUAAAUACACUGGCUCCCAUUUUUCAUUGAACAGAAAAAAACCAUCAGUAUUUUUUUGUCAAUCCUCUGGAUUUUUUUCAAUAUUUUUUUGUAGAAGUCGUUAUGAACUCGAGUCCCUUAUCCAAAUUCAAACAUUGAAUAUUUUUCUAAACAGAAAAGUUGUAAAAGCGUUCAUAGUGAUUUGCUAGUUUGCUCAAACUUUCCUUUAGAAGAAAAAAAUAAGUUAAAUUAAUAAUUCCGCUAGAUUACACUGCAUUGUUAACUCAUUUUUUUAGGCGAACACGACACAGUUGGAACUGUUACGAGUACUUCUUCCGUCAUAUCAUUACCUCCAAAAGUCAUCUACAGGCGCUAAAUAG